CCCGCAGCAUCAGUCAUUGCAUCUUUAGUAUUCUCAAGCAUUUCUAUCGUUCACCAUGGCGGUUCAGGCGCCGCAGGAAGAUACACUUAGAUUCCAGUCGACAUCCAAGUCGGUACCCAACCUCCGUCAGCUAUCGAAGAAAGAGCGGUUCGAUUUCUACUCUGAACUGAUAGAACAGCGGCAUAUUAUUUUCAUCACCCGUCCGCCCUAUAGUCAGGGCAAAUUUACCCAAGUAUGGGAGGACUACGCCGAAUAUCGUGCGGAAUUGAAAGAGUGGUUCACAGCUUUUGGGAAGAAGAAGGGUCUAUACCCGGUCUACAGCCAUGGGAUAGUCAACAAAAGAACGACCAUUAUCCAUGUCUUCAACGUUGAUGUCUUUUAUCCGCCCCAUAGCGAUGCCCAGAUGAGAACGUUUCAUUGUUGGCAGCAGGAGAUGGCAUCGACAGCUUUCACUACAAAUCAACAGCGAGCUGCUCUUGCUAACGGCGUUACACUCUCGAGGCUUCAGAUCGUCCCCAAGCCAGAGGGACCUCCUCUCAAACCGUGGCGUGCGGUGCCUUUCGAAUACCCACUCAAGACCGAGGAGCCUACUCUUCCUGUAUACAGUCAGUUCAAUAGAUCUCGGCGACCUCUUAGACGAACAUGGGUAAAUCAGGAUGGACCAGCACAGCGUCAGACAAAGGUUACCAUGCGCCACGACCACCCUACUCGCCCACAGUCAAGGAACUCACCAGGCUCUCCGCGACCUCGUAAAACGUCUUCGCCAACCAAAGCCCCUCAACGUCCAGCUUGGCCUGGAGCUGCUCAUAGGAGGGCAUAUGAUAAGCGGAGGGAGUCACCUGUUCCAAGGCAGGAGAGAAGAAUUACUCAUGAGGGUCAAAAUGGGCUCAGACCGGCGACUCAGAAUCCCUGGGGUCCCUUCCAAGCUGCGGCGUCUCCCGCCCCAAUGAGACCUCCGAGGAUGUGAAUUAGGUGGUUCUUCUGCUCUUUAUCAUCGGCGAGUAAAGGAAGGUUACUGGUUUCUGGUGCUCUGGAGUUGGGGACUUGCCCCUUGCAUGUUUCGGAAGUUUGAACUUACUGCUGGCGUCUCUCGUUUCCUGCAUGUCGAAGAAUCGAUAUUGCUGUGCGUGGAUUGGUCUUAGUUCGGUC
Molecule: messenger RNA, 1149 nt
Organism: Amorphotheca resinae ATCC 22711
Lineage: Eukaryota; Fungi; Ascomycota; Leotiomycetes; Helotiales; Amorphothecaceae
Exons: 1
Coding region: 56-967 (303 amino acids)
Source: RefSeq, a predicted model, not a curated record